AUGGUGCCUCCGACCAACUUCCGCACUUACGAGGCGCAGGCCCGCCUGCUCGCCGCCGUCGUUGCCUCCACAGGAUGCAGGCUGGAUUUCAAGGCUAUUGCGGAUCACAUCGGCAGCCAGGCGACACCUUCCUCUGUCGACCACCGGCUUCGUCCCAUCAAGCAGCUGGCCAAGCUUCAGGCGCAGUGGCUCAAAGGCGGCAAGGAUCCAUCGGAUCUGCCUACAGAUGCCAAGGAGAUCCAGAAGCUCUUUGGCGAGUCGACCCCGGGCAGCUUGGAUUUCCACUUCCGCGAGGUCAAAGCCACGGGAAAGGCUCAGCAGGAGGCAGUGAAGAAGGGCUUGGACCCUUCCAAGGUCACGAUUGGGACCGCCCAUCGCUACGAUCGAGAAGCGAAGGCCCAGAAGCGACGCGGCUCCGCUCCGACGACUCCUGCUGCCCGUAGGAUCAAGGACGUCGGCUCUGCCAAGAGGGCCCCCGCCACAACGGGCGGCCGAGCCAGCAAGAAGGCGCGCUUGGUAGAGUUGGAUGAUGACGACGAGGACUCCCCGGAUGUCGACUACGACCACAUGGACGUCACCACCCCGUCGGCCAGGCCUAAGCCCCGAGAGACUCCCAACGCAGCGUAUCAGGUUAACAACAGUGCGUCCAACUCCGAGGACGAUGCUCCGGCCUCUCCUUCCCGCGCUCGCGGUCGUCAUUACACCCCCCAAAGCUUCACCAAUGGCGGCCAUACAAAUGACUACUCGGUGGCCGAUGCCCCCGACCCGGCGACCUUCGGUAUGGGCGCUGAUGGCAUGGGCGCGUACUCGACCAACACCAGCUUUAGCAACUCUGCAAAGGCAGCUCCCGCUGCUCGACCGGGCAGCAACAUGAAUCCCAACACUGCCGCCGCCGACCAUGACGAUGAUGACGACGAUCUUAUGGAGAUCAACGCCUCCCAGUUUUCGGCGAGCAGCAGCAUGCGUGUCAACCCCGCUCAACCUCGAUCGGUGGCCAUUAAGAAGGAUCCGUUCGAGAGUACGUCGACAGAGGGCUAUUUCGACCUCACGUACCAGAACGAGAAUGCCGACCUCUCAGAAGGCGAGGUCUGA
Neoarthrinium moseri is the source of this 1092-nucleotide messenger RNA. RefSeq lists its product as uncharacterized. The coding region runs from base 1 to 1092 and encodes 363 amino acids. The transcript is spliced from 3 exons. The record is from RefSeq and is a predicted model, not a curated record. NCBI's taxonomy places the organism in Eukaryota, Fungi, Ascomycota, Sordariomycetes, Amphisphaeriales, Apiosporaceae.